Cyprinodon variegatus (sheepshead minnow) is the source of this 3407-nucleotide messenger RNA. RefSeq names its product serine/threonine-protein kinase tousled-like 2. NCBI's taxonomy places the organism in Eukaryota, Metazoa, Chordata, Actinopteri, Cyprinodontiformes, Cyprinodontidae. Gene Ontology annotation, molecular function: protein serine/threonine kinase activity; ATP binding. Bases 560 to 2650 code for a protein of 696 amino acids. Gene Ontology annotation, cellular component: nucleus. The transcript has 21 exons. Gene Ontology annotation, biological process: chromosome segregation; peptidyl-serine phosphorylation; intracellular signal transduction. The record is from RefSeq and is a predicted model, not a curated record.
CUGUGUGCAUUGUAAAUCGGGGUGGAGGUUACAUCAAACCAGCACGUAGCUUGGGAAACAUCAGUGAUAGUUUCCUCUGGAGCUACUUUGCGGCUUAUAGGUGAUACAGGAGGUUGUGAUCUUUUGGCAUUAGGGAGAAAGGAUGGACUUAAACACAUCGAUUAUUUCCAAUUUAGAUGCUCGGUGAUACCAAAGGAUUAGAUCAAGGACAGCAGAAAUGUGACAACACUUGUUUCAGAAGAUUCAGAGCACUGACAGCUCUUGGCCUCCCCACGCAGGGGGCUCCUGCUGAGACAAGGAAAACCCGAGGAUCGCGGCCUUCAAUCCGGAUGACACCGGCACGCACGAGCUUCAUCGCUUUGUGUAGCUAGCAUCGGCUAAGCUAACAAACGUCUCAUUGAAUUUGACUUGAUUGUAAAUGGAUAUAUCAGUUCAGAUUGUGUUAUUUAUGUUGCUUGGACCGGGGAGCUGUUGAUGAGUUUGCUGUCCCCGAAAUGGGCAGAACACAUCUCCUAUAGGACCGUGUCUGGCUGUGAAAACGGCUGAAGGUUUUCCAGGCAUGAUGGAAGGACUUCAUAGCCAGAGUCUCAGCUUGGAUCGACGCAGACAGGAGCUUCUUGAGGCUCGAUUCACUGGAGUAGGUGUUGCUAAGACCUCUGCUAACAGCGAAUCAUCAAACCAGUCUCAGUGCAGCGCCGGAUCUGUGAGUGACAAGGAACCAGAGACUCAGGAGAAAAAGGCUAAUGGGAGAAGCAAGAAGAGGAAAGGUGAAAUUUUUGAAGGCAGCGGCCAAGGAAAAGGAAAAGGGCAGAAACUAAGUGAUUACUUUGAGUUUGCUGGUAGCAGUGGCUCUGGCACCAGUCCUGCACGAGGCCUCCAUUUGCUGCUGCGCUCCCCUUCACAGUGUUCUCUGUCUUAUCCUCCGAAUGGCAGCCCUUCAUCCAUUGGCUCCACCCACACCGACUCCUCUUCUUGCGGCUCCUUUAGGACAGCCCCUGCAGCUUCCUGCUCACAUAAAGCAGUCCAGUCAGAUCUGACACUGCUAAAACUGAAAGCAAUAGAGAAGGUCAAGAACACAGACCUGGAGAGGACAGAAGGGAGGAUAGACGACCUUGUGAGGUCUAACUGUGACUUGAGGCGGCAGGUGGAUGAGCAGCAGAAGAUGCUGGAGCGUUACAAGGAGCGACUGAACAAAUGUGUGAAGAUAAGCCAUCAGCUAUUGAUUGAGCAGUCCAAGAGGGAGAAGAUGGCUUGCAGGGACAAAAGCAUGCAGGAUCGUCUGCGUUUGGGUCACUUCACCACCGUGCGCCAUGGAGCAUCCUUCACAGAGCAAUGGACUGAUGGAUACGCCUUCCAGAAACUUGUCAAGCAGCAGGAACAAAUCAACUCACAGCGGGAGGACAUUGAAAGGCAGAGGAAGCUGCUGGGAAAGAGGAAACCUCCAAUGGUCCAGAUGCCUCCACCCAACAUGGAACAGAACAAGCGAAAGAGCAGAAACAAUGGGCAGGAGAAUGAGACGUUGUCGCUGGCUGCAUACCGGGAACAAGAGGAGAUUUUUAAACUUCGAAUAGGUCGUUUAAAAAAGGAAGAAGCGGAGAUCCAGACGGAGCUGGAACAGCUGGAGAGGGUUAGAAAUUUGCACAUUAGAGAACUCAAGAGAAUCCACAAUGAGGACAACUCUCAAUUUAGAGACCACCCGACGCUGAAUGAGCGAUACCUGCUUUUGCGUCUACUAGGAAGAGGAGGCUUCAGUGAAGUUUUUAAAGCUUUUGAUUUAACAGAACAGAGAUAUGUAGCCAUCAAAAUCCAUCAGCUCAACAAGAACUGGAGAGAGGAGAAGAAACAAAACUACCACAGACACGCCUGUAGAGAAUACAGGAUCCACAAAGAACUCGACCAUCCUAGAAUAGUCAAACUCUAUGACUAUUUCUCAAUCGACAGAGACUCGUUCUGCACAGUGCUGGAGUACUGUGGAGGGAACGAUCUGGAUUUCUACUUAAAGCAGAAUAAAUCGAUGACCGAGAAGGAGGGACGCGCCAUCAUCAUGCAGUUGGUCAACGCCCUCAAGUAUCUCAACCAGAUUCGGCCUCCCAUCAUCCACUACGACCUCAAGCCUGGGAACAUUCUGUUGGUUAACGGCACGGCCUGCGGUGAGAUAAAGAUCACAGACUUCGGUUUGUCUAAGAUUGUGGAUGAUGAGAGUUCUGCAGAUGGCAUGGAGCUGACUUCACAAGGAGCAGGAACCUACUGGUAUUUACCACCUGAGUGCUUUAUUGUGGGGAAAGAUCCCCCGAAGAUAUCCAAUAAGGUGGAUGUUUGGUCAGUAGGAGUCAUCUUCUACCAGAUCUUAUAUGGGCGCAAGCCGUUUGGUCACAACCAGUCCCAGCAGGAUAUCCUUCAAGAAAAUACCAUACUUAAAGCUACAGAAGUGCAAUUUCCCCCCAAACCGGUUGUCACUACAGAAGCAAAGGCUUUCAUUCGCCGUUGCCUGGCUUACCACAAGGAGGACCGCGUGGACGUGCUGCAGUUGGCCAGUGACCCCUUCCUAAUGCCCAAUAUUCGUAAAGCCCUGGGUAGUAACACAGCAUUGGCGCUGCCCAGUCCUUCCACCUCCAGCUGCUACAGCAGCAGUGCCUCCAACUCAAGUUAGCAUGAAGAAUGUUGUGGAAAGCUUUGAGGGACAAAGACAGCAACGUGGAGACAUUACUAAAGUGUGUGCAGAGCACAGGAAAAAGGGGGAGUAAAGUACAAAUGGAGAACGAUCCAAUGGUUUAAAAUGUGCCCAUCACUUUUCUCCAGCUGGUCCACAUUGCAGGGCCAAGCAUCCAGCUAUGGGCUCAUCAGAACCCAAAGAUUUGCAGAUAUGCAUGCACUAACAUAGACCUUGGCUUAUUCAAAGGGACUUUUUUCUUCAUGCUAAAUUAAAGAGCAUUUGGAAACUUUUGCACAACUGACUCGCUUUGAAGUAUGACAUGGUCAUACUCAGGAUGGUUUACAAAGGUUAAUUUAUAAUGUUUCAUCCCAUACUGCUUGAAAUCUAAUAAACUGUCAAUCAUAUCCCUAAUAGUCGGUUUCAAACACAAACCUAUAGGUUGGAAGAACUCCUGCGAGUGUUCAGGAGCAGCUGAUGACUGAGAAUUAAACGCAGACUUGAAAUCACUGAAGAUGAAUUCAUGACUUGAAAUGUAAGAGAGCUGAUUAUGGAGAGGAUGAUUAGUUUUGAUCUAUUUUGUGUAACUGUACUUGAAGUCAGCUUUUUAUUUUAAGGAAGUACAUAUUUUUCCAUUAGAUUUCCCCCUCCUAAUGUUGUGGCUAACCUUAAAGGGGGGGGCAGGUUGACUGGGUGUGUGUUGUGAGUUGCAACUCAUUGAAAAUAAUUAAUAAGAUCAUUAAAAAGUAUUUGUUAU